Molecule: messenger RNA, 2835 nt
Organism: Anolis sagrei ordinatus
Lineage: Eukaryota; Metazoa; Chordata; Lepidosauria; Squamata; Anolidae
Product: patched domain-containing protein 3-like
Cellular component (GO): membrane
Source: RefSeq, a predicted model, not a curated record
AUGCCGGGCCAGAGGUGCCACACGGACUGCCUGGAGCGCCCUCUCUCGCGCGCCUUGCGGGCCCUGGGCGCCUGCGUGGGCUCCUACCCGUGGCCCUUCCUCCUGCUGCCCAUGGUGGUGGCGGCCUCCUUGGGCUCGGGCUUCAUGUACCUCAAGGCCCGCGAAGCCAACGACAUCGAGGAGCAGUACACGCCGGUCAGGGGCCCCGCCAAGAGCGAGCGCCGCCUGGUCCAGAAGCACUUCCCCACCGACGACAGCCGGCGCUUCUCCGCCCAGAGGCUCAGCACCGAAGGCUCCUACGCCGCUAUCAUCGCCGUGGCCGCCCCGGGAAAGGACUCCAUCCUCACGCGGGAAGCCUUCGCGGAGCUGCUGGCGCUGGACGGGGCGGUGCGGGCGCUGCGGAGUAGCGCGGGGUUCUCCUUCGAGGAGGUCUGCGCCCGGAGCGGCCCCGCCGUGGACUGCACCAGCCCCAACCCGCUCCUGAGCGCCGUGCAAGGGAAUCCCGCCCGCAUCCAGACGCUGCUGCCAAUCCUGACUUUCCCGCUCUUCAUGGGCCGCUUCCCCCUGGGUCCCUUCCUGGGAGGCGUCGCCCUCCACCCCGGCGACCACCCCUCCCGCCCCGUCCGCGCCGCCAAGGCCCUGCGCCUCCUCUACUUCUUGCAGGAGGACCACGCCGGACCCAAGGAGCAGAGCCAGCGCUGGCUCCACGACUUCAUCGACAGCGCCCCACAGCUCCUCUACUCCUUGCAGCUCACCUCCAUCCGGGUAGCGUAUUUUACUUCAGUGUCCAGACAGGAAGAAUUUGAAAAAAUCUCCAAGGAUGUGAUCCCACUUGUCUCAAUCACAUAUUUUUUAACAAUAUUCUUUUCAAUUGUGUCGUGUUCAAGGAUGGACUGUGUGAGAACCAAAGUGUGGGUGGCAGCUUUUGGGGUACUGGCAGUAGGCUUAUCUGUCAUCAGUAGCUUUGGAUUGCUGAUGUUUUGUGGCGUGCCAUUUGUUAUCACAGCUGCAAACUCACCAUUCCUUAUACUGGGUGUUGGUGUAGAUGACAUGUUCAUCCUGGUGUCCUGUUGGCAACACACCAAAGUGGAAAAAAGCAUUAAAGAUCGGAUGGCUGACACCUAUGCGGAAGCAUCUGUGUCCGUUACUAUCACAACACUUACUGAUGUUUUAGCCUUCUAUAUAGGAAUUGGAAGUCCCUUCCCAUCAGUUCAGUCAUUUUGCAUCUAUACAGGAACCGCUUUUGUGUUCUGCUACAUUUACAACCUGACAUUCCUUGGGGCUGUUCUUGCUCUAAACGGUAGAAGAGAAGAAAGCAACAGGCAUUGGCUCACCUUUAUGAAAGUCAAUUGUGAGCAUCAGGAUUCUCAGGGUGUUCUAUAUAAUAUAUGCUGCGUAGGAGGAUCUUUUGAUGAGACCACAGGAACAGAGUUUGAACAUCCUAUGAAUGAAUUCUUCAGAAGCCAUUAUGGACCCUUUCUUAUGCACACCUGGACAAAGGUAGUAGUGGUUCUCCUGUAUCUCAUGUACAUGGGCGGUAGUUUUUAUGGGUGCACUCGAGUCAUAGAAGGUAUAAACGUGCGAAAUUUAGCUGUAGACUAUUCUUACGUUGUUCAGUAUUAUGACUGGAAUGAGGAAUAUUUUUCUGAAUAUGGUCCAAGGGUUAUGGUUGUUGUUACUGAAAGUGUAGAAUAUUGGAAUCCAUCCGUACGCACAGAUAUCGAGAAGUGCAUGGAAACUUUAGAAAGCUCAUCUGACAUAGACAAAACUUUAUCAGAGUCGUGGCUGAGAACUUAUGAAUCUGUUUCUAAACGCAUGUCCAUAAAUAUAAAUGACCAUACCAUAUUCAUUGGUAGUCUAUCUGACCUGUUUACAGUAAGUCCAGACUCUGAGUGGGACAUUAAUUCGAGUACUACAGAAAUAUUUGCUUCGCGGUUCUUCAUACAGACAGUCAAUAUUACCGAUGCAGUUCAUGAGAAACAUCUCUUAAAUGAAUUGAGAGGCCUUGCUGCAAACUGCAAGAUCGCACUGAUGGUUUACCAUCCAGCUUUUAUUUACUUUGAUCAGUACCUUGUAAUAGUUCCAAACACCAUUCAAAAUAUUCUGAUUGCUACCGGUGUCAUGUUAAUAGUUUCCUUGCUACUCAUUCCCAAUCCGCUCUGCUCUUUGUGGGUAACUUUUGCUAUUGCUUCUGUUAUUGUUGGUGUGACUGGCUUCAUGGCCAUUUGGAAUGUCAAUCUUGACUCCAUAUCUAUGAUCAACCUUGUUAUUUGCAUUGGGUUUUCGGUCGAUUUUUCUGCUCAUAUUUCUUACGCCUUUGUUGCCAGUGAGAAACCCAACGUAAAUGAUAAGGCAGUAGACGCUGUAUACCUGCUUGGUUAUCCAAUUGUGCAGGGAGCUGCUUCCACCCUUGUGGGAGUGCUUGUUCUCUCUCUGUCACGCACAUACAUCUUCAGAACAUUUUUUAAGAUAAUGUCUCUGGUUAUCAUAUUUGGGGCAAUUCAUGGUCUCAUUUUUAUUCCUGUGUUUUUAACCUUUUUUGGUUUUUGUGCUGGUUUGUAAAUGAGAGCUACGAAAGUUAGAAUCACCACCAAGUCAUAAAAUGUUGAAAGACCUCAUGUUGUAGAUGCAAACAUUAUGCAGUUGCCUCCUGUCAGUGUGGAAAAAUAAACCACAAACACCACAAAUUAUAUUCACGGCUGGAAAUCAUCACAGCCAGCAAAUGCAUUUGUGGAAAGAGGAUGUGACACAGAAAAGAAAUGCAGUUUGGUCGUAGUUGUGCCAGCUGGUGAUGCCAACUUGAGCAAAGUAGGUGUGUGUUUGAGAAAUCAGAAU